UAUGGUUUUGUAAGCAAGUCAAAUUUGACGUGUAACCUAUCGCUUUCGCUUUAUUUACUAAAAAGUGUUUUAUUUAAUAAACUAUCUCGAUAUGUCUAGCGGUCAAUGGGAAGUUGUGGGAAAGAGCAAGAAACCUCAAAAUGGGAAGGUAAAGCCACCAAAAGACGAGGAGAAAAAGUCGCCGAAAAAUGGAAUGAAAGUUGACGACGGCGCUCCACAAUCGGCGCCGGUGAAGUCAUUCUACGCGGGCAUGGAAAUUGAUGAUAGCAAACCUAAAAAGAAGGACAGCGAAAAAAAGAGGAAACUUGCUGAAAAAAAAGCGGCUGAGAAACCAAAACCACCAAAGACUAUAGAAGCGGCCCUCCAACUAGUGGAUCCUACAGAGCUGGCAACUGUGAUAACUACCAACAAGGUCCGCUUCUCGAAUGCCCCUCUAGUGUGGCUGAAGGAGGUAGCUGGUUUCCUUAACAGCAAGAUCCAGAUAGAAGUGGAAGACCCUACGUUUCCCAACCAGCCAGCCAAGUACCCCACAUGUGUGGUCCCACCAGAGCUGAGGACCCAGCUGAAGAGUGUUCUAGACAGUGCCGGAAAGUCUAAUGCUCAGUUGUUCUUUGAUGUCUCUCUUACUGCCUUAGCAAAUGACAUGAGUAGAGGCCAGUUAGUGAAUGGACACAGAAUUCUACUACAAAUGCUGGCAUUGGAAUAUCCAGAGUUUUGUGUUGCUUCUAUUUCUAAGAGUGCUAGCCUCAGGAACUCCUAUCAGAAUAGGCCCCCUAUUGGGCUAUCUCUGCUCUGGGCUCUUGGCCAAGGAGGCAAUAUUGAUUUUGGCAUUGGAUUGCAAGUUUGGCAAGAAAUCUUCUUCCCAAUCAUUGAUCUGAAGAACUACACCAAGUAUAUAAUUACAUAUUUAGGUAAAAUAAUUGAGCGAAACCCCAAAAUGGAAAACAAUAAAGUGAGCCAUGAAAAGUUUUUCGCCAUGCUAGAUUUGGUUAAUAGUAAACGCAUAAGUCUUCCUAAAGACCAGUCAAGUGACCUUAUUGAGCAAUUAAGUAAAUUUAAGGAUAUAGUGUUCAAAGAUGCAUCGAAUAAGCUCCAAGUGACCUUCAACCAAUUAAUGAAAAAGCUUCCGAACCAAUACCUCAGUGGAAACACUUUAGACUCAUACAACAAGGUGAUAGUGCAGAGCUUAGUGGACUGUCUGGCGAAGGACGACUCCUGCAAUGCCACCUGGAGACAGCUGUUCCACAAGUGCUGCAAACAAUCCGCAACCUUAUUGGAUUAUAUUAGCAAUAAUUGGGAAGAAGUGAGUCCGAAACUAAAACAGAAGUCUCUGAAAGCAACAGUACUCCAGUACAAGGAGGUCAGCGUAGAAGCGCUUAAAGGAAAGAAGAAAGAUGAAACUGUUGUAAAAGCCAACAAGUCAUGCCAGGAUAUCCUCGACAGAAUGACCAGCACAAGGAGAUUCCCGUGGGUCGGAGCCAGCCUGUUCCUGCUGCUGGCCAUUGUGGGACUCAUCAGCUAUGACGUGUCAAGAGUCAACGGAAACUUCCCUAAGAGCACUACUGGCCGUCUCCUCAAGGACGUGGGACUCCUAGAGCACACUCAGUUCGCGUGGCAGAAGACCCUGUCCACGUCAGCCCGCGGGUACAUCUGGCUCGAGACCAACACGCCCAUAUACUACACCAAGACCGUAGAGUUCACCAAACCCUACGCGGAACUAGCCAGAGAUGUCUUCAUAGUCGGAGCGAAGAAAACAGGAGUAUUAUACGAAAAUGUCAAGGAGUAUAUAGCGCUGAAGACACCGGUUGUGGUGUCAACGAUAGACCAGUACGCUCCAGGGUUCAUCGAAAAUGUGCAGGGUUACACUGCGUCUGGGUGGGCGUUUGUCAAGAAGCAUUCCUGUGAAUACUACCAUAUUUCGACCGAGUAUUUGAAGACGAAAGUGUUUGUAGGCGAGUGGGCCCCAGAAAUCCUUCAGAACAAGACGGAGUCAGCCCUGAACGUGACCAGGGACCACGUGUCGUCGUACUACCUGUGGCUGCGGCAGCAAGUCAACGUGUACUCGGAGAUACCUUGAACUCUUCGCACAGUUUUGUACAACGCCCACAUUUUUGACUUCUAACAAACAGAUGGUGUGAGUUACUGGCACUAGAGGACACGAUCUCUAUCAUUCGGCAUAUUUUUUCUUCAUAAAUUCCUAUUAUUUAUUAUCGUCAUCUUUUUUAUUUCCUUCAUGUUAGUUCGGAACCUAUGUAAGGAUUAGUGAAUAGAAUCAUGUUUUGAGAUUAACUACAUUGAUCUGUGAUUUAAUAUUACGUACAACUGUCUCGACAAUUUGAACCCACCAUAGCUACAUAAAUGUGUAUUGUUACUAAUAAUACGGCCGCCAGUUACUUCCAUCAUCAUUGUAUUUUAGUCUAAAUGUUAAAUUUUCAUUAUUAACAGACCAUUGUCGGCCUUAAAACAAUAGCACUAAGGCUCUGUCUGUUAACAAAUUGAUUAUUUGAAGUCGUUUUACAAUUUCCAUCAGUCAUAGCUCUAACUCCAUCUUGUCCAAAGUCCAAAAUCACAACAUUGCUAUUGUUUGGGUUGUAUUUUGAUAUGGUUUCUACAAAUGCUGGCUUUUUGUACCUAAAGAGUUCUUAUAUUUUGUGUAAAUAUUUAUUAAGAUCUUAUUAGAUUACCUACUGGAAAAUAAUUAUGUUUGUUGUGACAUAUCGACCUAUUGUCUCCAAGUGAUUAUUUUAAAACAGUUAAUUUAUGUUUUAUGUAUUGUAUAUUAUAAUUGUUAUAGUUAAACCAUCCCAUAUCGCUUUGUAGCCCAUUUCUUAACAUGUUUUCUAUUGAAUGUACUUCAAGAUCUAGACAACGAACAUAGUUGUAUUCUAAAUUCUCACAUUCUGAUGGUAUUGCAUUUUCGUAAGCACUUCAUAUUAUACCAUGACAUGUUAGGAUAUUAUGGUCUCUCAAAACGCAAGCAACAAUUUAAAAUGCAUUUAAUUGGCUAGGCAUUGUUACAGUGUUGCACAUUCCAUAAUGUUGUAUUCUAAUCACUUAGUUACCAUCUCUUUCAUUUCUUUGUGGAAUAAAAGAGAUGGUGCAAAUUUUCGAAAGAAACCCAUGGUUUGACUAGCUGUCACGCUUUGUGAAAGAGAUAAGACACAGUUCUUUAGUUAGUCCAAAGUGGAAAUUACCUUCACUGUAGCUUAUUGAAAGUAUUAUCACGAUCUUGUGUGCCAAUAAUCUUGGAUAACCUUUUACAUUCCGCAAUAGGCAUUUGGCAAAUUUAUUUAAUUUUUGCCGCAUUUUUUGCAAAUCAUAUCAAUAAUUUUAAUGAAUGUGUGUGUUUGUUUAUUAUUAAUUGCAAUGUGGGAUUUAUAUUUAUAAUGAAUUGAGAACUUUGAAUAUACACGCAUGAUUGUUUUCAAAAUUACUUUACACUUGAAUUUACUUCACAGGUUAUUUAUAUACAUAUUUUUUACUGAAAUCUUGUGGUCUAAUUCCAUUUUCUUUGAGGUUUAGCUAUUAAAUGUUGUAUGGAGAAUAGCUAUUGUAAGGAGUCACAAUAAAUAUUGUUAGUGAUUUA
Plutella xylostella (diamondback moth) is the source of this 3586-nucleotide messenger RNA. RefSeq names its product Transmembrane protein 214 (gene Tmem214). The record is from RefSeq and is a predicted model, not a curated record. Lineage: Eukaryota; Metazoa; Arthropoda; Insecta; Lepidoptera; Plutellidae. Gene Ontology annotation, cellular component: Golgi apparatus; endoplasmic reticulum.